AUGCCGGCCUUAGUUGCCGUCUGCUCCAAAGGUGUCGCCAAGGCGGGCAAGUCCGUUUUCAAGUUCCAGGGCAAAGAUUACGACGUCAAACUCGACAAGCCGUUGGAGACCAAGGUCGAUCGAGGCCCGUCCAAGCCCACGAGCAAAGCACCAGAUAAGCCCGCAAGCUGUAAGGGCAAGCGACUCGAGGCUCGCGUCAACCUCCGCAACAAGGACAUCACACGCGUCAUCACUCAGGGACCUGCGAGACAGGAAAUUGUGCGGAGGACCUGCUACGGAGACACCCACGGCCAGGCCUGCUACCAUUACAAGUCCGUCAUCGAUCGCGACAAUAAGCUCAGCAGGCUCACGUGCCCGGGCCAAAAGAUUGGGGAGGCGUUGCGUCCGGUCGUCGGCUCCUACAACAAGCAGCACAACACAGACUGGAGCAGCGGCUGGCUACAGCAGGACAAUCUCGUUUGCCAACGCGACGAGUACCCUCCCGCCGACAUCUGGCGCAGCCGCGACGACAAGGCGGUGUGGAUCCGACUGCUGCCCCAGGCCAGCAACGGAGGCGCGGGACAGCUGUUCGGCGGGUGCCCGGAGAAGCAGGCCGAGGAGCUCAUCCACGAGGGCUUCCACACCACGGAGAACGUCGGGUGCCGCGUCGUCACCAUCACCACGCGCCGCGUCCGGGCCGUGGAGAAGGUCAUUGAGCUCAACUUUGAGCGCAUGGGCGGUAUGCCGGCCGACUACGGCAUCGAGGAGAACCCGUGCUGGCCCAAGACACUCAACAACAACGACCCCGGCUUCGCGCUGCUCAACAACGACGACUGGUACAAGGGCGCGGGCCGCGCGCAGCAGCGCGGGUACCGGCAGUACUACUCCAAGGCGCCGACGGACAUGUUCACCCUGGACGCGAACGGGGUGGCGAAGGUGAACAUCCACAAACGCGGGUGGACGCCACCCCGGAAGCGCAAGGCGGACGAGGUCAAGAGGCGGGAGGUGGACCCGCUGGACAUUGUCGUCAGCGAGGGCAACACCACGCGCCAGCCGACGGAGGAGGAGCUGCUGGAGGACUUUGGGCUGGUCCGGUGCAGGGACGGGUCCUGCGAGAAGGAGAUGCACGACCUCGGGUACGCGUCUCUGCCGGUGUCGGGCAUGAAGCCGACGUCGCCGCCGGAGACGGAGGCGUCAACGACGAUGGCGGUGGCCCUGCCGACGUCCCUGUCUGGGGUGCUGGCGACGGCGGCCGACGUUGCGAAGGCGGCUGCUGCGGUCAUCACCGCGGCCCCGGAGUAG
Molecule: messenger RNA, 1281 nt
Organism: Colletotrichum spaethianum
Lineage: Eukaryota; Fungi; Ascomycota; Sordariomycetes; Glomerellales; Glomerellaceae
Exons: 1
Coding region: 1-1281 (426 amino acids)
Source: RefSeq, a predicted model, not a curated record